Cadophora gregata is the source of this 612-nucleotide messenger RNA. RefSeq lists its product as uncharacterized. Bases 1 to 612 code for a protein of 203 amino acids. NCBI's taxonomy places the organism in Eukaryota, Fungi, Ascomycota, Leotiomycetes, Helotiales, Ploettnerulaceae. The record is from RefSeq and is a predicted model, not a curated record. The transcript has a single exon.
AUGUCUCAACUUCCCUUCCACUUCGCAAAUAGCAGCGAAAGCCCUCCUGCAUCAACUACAACCUCCUUCCAAAUCACAACCAAGCCCAAAACCGACAUCUGGAAGAAAAUUGGCCCCCCAGAAGUCUCUCGCUUCAAUGCUCCCAUCCUCUACAAGAAAGUCACACUGUCAUCAUUCCAACGCAUGCGCGUCACUGUCACAGCAAACUGGACAGCUCUAUACGAUCAAGGCGGCCUCAUCAUGGUCCUUCCACAACCAGACGGGACGAGAAAAUGGAUCAAAAGUCAGAUCGAGUUUUUCCAGGGAGAGCCAUUCAUCAGCACGGUGUCGGCCGACAGAGGUGCGGAUAUGAGUCUCUUGCAGACAGGCUUGAAAGGAGAGAAGAAGAAUGAGCUCAUGCUUGAGUUCAGGAAGGUGCAUGGUGCGCUGUGGAUUUAUGUUGUGGAUGGAGGGAAGAGUGUGCCGAUUCGUGAGGUCACGUGGGCUUUUGGAGGAGCUGAGGAGCAGGAAUGUUGGGUUGGAGUGUUUGCUGCGAGGCCGGGUGUCAAUGUGAAACAGCAAGAUGAGAGCUUGGCAGUAUCUUUCGAAGACUUUGAGCUGGAUAUCGAAUGA